ACUUCUUAAAGUUAACUGGCACUCAAGCACCGAAGAACAGGUAUACCCAAUAAGAUUGCUAUUUUUCUAUUGUGCUCGACUACUUUUACACGAACUCAGCCUGGAGCAGAUCGCCAUUAAACAGACUUUUAGGUGAAAAGGUACAACACUACUAGCGUGAUGAGUGAUCUGUCCACCUUGUUGUUCUUUUGGAUCGCUAACAUUUGAAACCAGACAUACAAACUACCAUUAAUACUGCAUUGUUUAUGAAUGCAAAUUGAGGCUCAGUGGGCCUGUAAUGUACGCGGUCAGCUCAAAAGAAUGAAGACAUUAAACGUCUGGAAAACAGUUGAUAAGUAAGCAAUCUUGAAAUCUUGAUCAGAGGAGACUCUAUCUGUCUUCAGAAACAAACCCUCAUUGUUCAGUUGGUAACCGCUAAGCAAUUUUCUUUGACCUUCGAGCGACUUUACAUGACAUGGCAGGCGCAGCAUAGACGCCUCACAGUCUUGUAGAACGGGUCCGGUCGUAACCUCAAUGAAAUUAUCAAACCACAACCUUCGAAGAUGCGAUGCAAUCAGACUAUAACGUUUAUAAUUCUUUGUCAAAUCUGCUUGUGGAAUUCCAAAUCUGAGAGCAGAUCUUUAGGAGGAAACAAGGAAAAGAAUGACACAAAUCCGGCAGACAAUUCCGACCUUCCUUUUAGAAAUAAGAAAACUGUGCGAAGUACUCACCCACAUUCAAACCUGACCCGUAUGAUUCUUGGCAACGUGUCUGUAGAAGAUGCUGUGGAAGUCAUGAGAGAUGACAUGCCAGUGCUUAACAAUAAGUACAUUAACGAAACAGUGGCGGGAAAGAGUAUGUCAAGUCUCUUGGAAGCAGUUUUCAAAACCUACGACAAGCGUAUUAGACCCUUUUAUGAUGUUAAAACACUCGACGUCGCCAUGGACCUACUCAUUCUUUCAUUUGGAGAACUUAGUGAAACCAAUAUGGAAUUUUCCGUUGACUUAUACAUGGGACAGUUCUGGCGUGAUCCUCGUUUAGGAUUUGGUCUUAACAAAACUAUUAUUCUGAGUGGAGAUGCAACGGACAAACUCUGGGUCCCAGACACCUUUAUUGUAAAUUCAAUCGACACAAAAAUCCACCAAUUGAUAGCAGUCAACAAGAAAGCCUGGGUCCAUCUGGGAAACGGAACGAUCAUGCUGGUAUUGAGAUACACUGCUCGAAGCUCUUGUAAAGUGGACCUCAGGGAUUAUCCGUUAGAUGAACAGAUCUGUCACCUAUUUUUUGAGAGCUUUUCAUUCGAAAGCAAGGACUUGAAUUUAACUUGGAAACAACAAAUUGGAACUGAUAUUUACAUUUACGACAAAGAAAUGGCCCAGUUUGAUAUAUUGUCAGCCAAACGACGUGGAAAACAUCAAAUCUACCAUUCAGAGGGAUUUUCAGGUCUCACGACAACAAUAAAAUUCAGGCGUCGAACGAUGUAUUAUAUAUUCCAAAUGUACAUACCUUGUAUCUGCGUUGUGAUUUUAUCAUGGGUAAGCUUCUGGAUUGACGAGACCGAUGGUUCUGACCGCGUAGGACUGGGGAUAGCUACGGUUCUAACCAUUAGUUUCAUGAGAGGCUCUAUGAAUGAUAAUGUACCACGUGUAUCAUAUCUCAAGUCCGUGGAUUAUUUUUUGUUGGGUUCGUUCGUAUUUGUCUUCAUGACCCUGAUCGAGUACGUGCUGGUUUUGAAACAGACAAGAAAGGAGAAGAAAAGGAAAAACGAGAAAAAUAAAGAAACAUUGGCACGUGACCGGAAGCGGGAGGCAGAGCUGCUGUUUUCAGAUUCAGAGGAUGAAAAGGUUUCUGUGUCAGUAUCCGUAGGCAGCAAAACAUAUGAUUUUCAACAUGGUAAACCAAGAACGGACGGCAGCCCUGUGAACUUUAACGUCAAUAAUCACAACAAGCCUGGGCGUACUGUGAGAAUCGUAGAACCCACGCCUAAUUUGACCAAUAAACCUAAACGACAACCAAACCGGGAUCAAUUGAAAAAGCUUCAUAGGCGACCCUCUAUGAUUCAAAUGAUUAGAAAGACAAUCGAGGAUGGUGAAGAAGAGAUCUGCUAUUUGGAUAAGUAUUCUAGGAUAGUUUUUCCUCUUUCCUACACAAUCUUUUUGGGGAUUUACUUUGGCAUUUACACAGUGCGAUGGGAGAAUAUAGUUCCGUGAUAAAUUAUAACAAAGUCACCUGAAUGCGACAUUGGCAGAACAGGUUAAAUUAUCUCGACUGUUAACGUGGAAUUUCUAGAAAUCGAGUUCUGAAGACUUAAAUUCAUGGCCAAAAAGAAGAACGGAUGACAGCGUCGAGGCGCGCUUUCAGCCGAACUACAUUGCCAAAUUUCGUUGAGAAAAAAAAAUAUACUCGUAAUUGAUAAUGGCGAGAGGUUAACAGCUUACGCGCAGAGUGUAUUAGCUUUUUAAAAGUUUACCAAAUCUACAAUCUGGUUU
Messenger RNA from Pocillopora damicornis (cauliflower coral), 2468 nucleotides. Its product is annotated as gamma-aminobutyric acid receptor subunit beta. Gene Ontology annotation, molecular function: extracellular ligand-gated monoatomic ion channel activity; transmembrane signaling receptor activity. Gene Ontology annotation, cellular component: membrane. The record is from RefSeq and is a predicted model, not a curated record. Lineage: Eukaryota; Metazoa; Cnidaria; Anthozoa; Scleractinia; Pocilloporidae. Gene Ontology annotation, biological process: monoatomic ion transmembrane transport.